Sphenostylis stenocarpa is the source of this 1092-nucleotide messenger RNA. The record is from the annotation of a GenBank genome assembly. Lineage: Eukaryota; Viridiplantae; Streptophyta; Magnoliopsida; Fabales; Fabaceae.
AUGCUGUUUAGGAGAGAGAGAGAAGGAGAUUACGAAAUGAGUGAGCGUGUAGAACGUGGUUUCUUCCUUUUCUUCUGCUUCCUCGUUCUGGCGGUGGAGGUGAGAGGUUGGGAUUGGGAUCGUGAGAAAUGUGAUUUGUUCACGGGGACAUGGGUGGUGGAUGAAUCGUACCCGCUGUAUGAGCCGUCCACGUGUCCCUUCAUCGAGCGCGAGUUCAGGUGCGAACCGAAUGGACGCCCUGACCGGAUUUACACCCACUAUCGGUGGCACCCACUCGCCUGCAAUUUACUCAGAUUUGACGGCCGGGAUUUUCUAGAGAAGAUGAGAGGGAAGAGCAUCAUGUUCGUGGGAGAUUCACUGAGCAGAAAUCAAUGGCAGUCAUUGACUUGCUUGCUUCAUUCAUCAGUCCCCAAUUCAACUUAUACUUUGACUAGAGUUGGAGAUGUUUCCACUUUCACAUUUACGGAGUAUAGGGUUAAAGUGAUGCUAGAUAGGAGCGUGUAUCUGGUUGACGUUGUGAGAGAGAAAAUAGGGAGGGUGUUGAAGCUUGAUUCAAUAGAAGGAAGCAAAUUGUGGCAAGGGAUUGACAUGCUUAUCUUCAACACAUGGCACUGGUGGUACCGUAGAGGACCCACUCAACCAUGGGAUUAUAUCCAACUAGGAAGUGAAAUUUUGAAAGACAUGGAUCGAAUGAAGGCUUUUGAAGAAGCACUUAAGACGUGGGGUAAAUGGGUUGACGCCAACGUUGACCCUACAAAAGUGAAGGUCUUUUUUCAAGGAAUUUCCCCAUCUCACUACAAUGGCAGCCUAUGGAAUGAGCCAAGUGCAAGGAGUUGCAUCGGGCAGAAGACACCGGUGCCGGGAUCAACCUACCCCGGCGGAUUGCCGCCGGCCGUGGCGGUGCUAAAGAGUGUGCUGGGCACAAUCAGGAAACCGGUGACGCUGCUAGACAUCACAACCCUAUCACUGCUAAGGAAAGACGGACACCCUUCCAUUUAUGGUCUGACUGGAGCUGCAGGAAUGGAUUGCAGCCACUGGUGUCUUGCCGGUGUUCCAGACGCUUGGAAUGAAAUACUUUACAACCUUAUUUGA